AUGGUCAUGGCUAAUCCCAACGGCGCUACCGCCGAGCUUGCCGGCAAGAUUGCUCUUGUCACCGGAGGAAGCCGAGGAAUCGGAUCUGGCAUUGCCCUGGAGUUGGCCAAGAAGGGAGCCUCCGUCGCCAUCAACUUUGCCCGCGACCCGACCUCAGCAGAGAAAACGGUCAAUGAGAUCAAGAGUCUGGGCGUGCAAGCGGCGGCCUUCCAAGCAGACUUGACCAAGCUCGAGGCGAUCCAGAAGCUCUUCCACGACGUGGUGUCACACUUUGGUCAGAUCGAUAUUGUGGUGUCCAACUCGGGUACGGAGAAGUUUGUUUCUCUGUCCGACACUACUAUCGAGGACUUCAACGAGGUCUUCGACUUGAAUACGCGUGCACAGUUUUUCGUCGCCAAGAAUGCCUACGACCACAUCCAGCCCGGUGGACGGGUCAUUCUUAUGUCCUCCAUUGCCGCCGGUGUGGGUGUUCCCGGACACUCCCUGUACGCCGGCAGCAAGAGUGCCAUUGAAGGUUUCACGCGCUGCUUUGCUGCCGACUUUGGCAAGAAGCGCUGCACUGUUAAUGCCAUUGCCCCCGCCGGGGUCAAGAGUGACAUGUGGGUGAAGAACUCGUGGCGCUACGCUUCCGGUUGCGACCAAAACUCCUCGCUUGAGGAGAUUGAACAGGCCCUGGCCAAUGGAAGCCCCUUGAAGCGAUGCGCUGUUCCAGCGGAUAUCGGCCGCGUGGUGGCCUUCAUUGCCAGUCCCGCAGGAGAAUGGAUCAACGGCCAAAUCAUCCCCCUGAACGGUGGUGCGAACAUUUAG
Molecule: messenger RNA, 807 nt
Organism: Penicillium diatomitis
Lineage: Eukaryota; Fungi; Ascomycota; Eurotiomycetes; Eurotiales; Aspergillaceae
Gene: arp2
Product: hydroxynaphthalene reductase arp2
Exons: 2
Coding region: 1-807 (268 amino acids)
Molecular function (GO): oxidoreductase activity
Source: RefSeq, a predicted model, not a curated record